AUGGGGAAUGACGGUGGUUCAAUUCCAAAGCGAAUCGAACUUGUAAAGGAGAAACAAAAAGAAGUUCGACCAGAUCGAACCGCUUUGAAAAUAGCUACUUGGUUCUUUUGUGCUUUAUCUAAGCGUCUUCUACAAGAACCUAUUGUAUCUUGUGCAUUAGGGAAAUUAUAUAACAAAGAUGCAAUCAUAGAAUAUUUGUUAAACAAAAGUGCGUAUGGAGACGGAGACAUUAUCUGUUCUCACAUAUCUAGUUUAAAGGACGUCAAAACUCUUAAUCUUACGGUCAAUCCUGCUUUUAAGGAAUCAUCUGCUGCAAGUAUUGCACACUUUGAUCAAGAAAUGGUAUCAAGAUUCAUAUGUCCAAUUACCAGAAAAGAAAUGAAUGGUAAAUCGAAAUUUGUAUAUUUGAAUAAAUGUGGAUGCGUAUUUUCUGAACAAGGAUUAAAAGAAAUACCAAGUGAAACAUAUAGUUUAAAUGAAAAAUCCACAACUUCGCCGCCUAACGACAAUAAACGAAAGAUGGAUGAUGAUAAUCUAAAUUCACAACCAUCGAAGAAAAUCGGGAUUGAACAAUCAAAUAUUUGUGCUAGUAAUGCAAUUGUUAAUCAGAAGGUUCAAGAACAUUUGGCUAGCACUUAUACAAAAGCCAAACAGUCAAAAGCUAUUCAAUCUAUUUAUUCUGAUAAGAAAAAGGAUGAUAAGAUUGCGAAAAGUUAUUUAGUUAGAGGAACAUUUAAUAGAUACGCUGCGUAA
Molecule: messenger RNA, 753 nt
Organism: Diversispora eburnea
Lineage: Eukaryota; Fungi; Glomeromycota; Glomeromycetes; Diversisporales; Diversisporaceae
Source: the annotation of a GenBank genome assembly